Phyllostomus discolor (pale spear-nosed bat) is the source of this 2370-nucleotide messenger RNA. It is a transcript of the gene RNF114, whose product is annotated as ring finger protein 114. The transcript is spliced from 6 exons. Lineage: Eukaryota; Metazoa; Chordata; Mammalia; Chiroptera; Phyllostomidae. Gene Ontology annotation, molecular function: ubiquitin protein ligase activity. The record is from RefSeq and is a predicted model, not a curated record. Gene Ontology annotation, biological process: ubiquitin-dependent protein catabolic process; protein polyubiquitination. The coding region runs from base 35 to 721 and encodes 228 amino acids.
CCGUCGCCGUUACGCUGCUUUCCGUGGCUGCAAGAUGGCGGCGCAACACCCGGACCCUGAGGGUGCUACGCCGGUGGCAGGGCCAGCAGCGGCGGCCGACCCCCUCGGCCGCUUCACGUGUCCCGUGUGCUUAGAGGUGUACGAGAAGCCGGUGCGGGUGCUCUGCGGACACGUCUUUUGCUCUGCAUGCCUGCAGGAAUGUCUGAAGCCGAAGAAGCCUGUCUGUGGCGUGUGCCGCAGCCCUCUGGCGCCGGGCGAGCGAGCCACGGAGCUCGAGCGGCAGAUUGAGAGCACAGAGACUUCUUGCCAUGGCUGCCGUAAAAAUUUCUUCCUAUCCAAGAUCCGGGCCCACGUGGCUACCUGCUCCAAAUACCAGAGUUACAUCAUGGAAGGUGUGAAGGCCACCACCAAGGACGCAUCCCUUCAGCCCAGGAACGUCCCAAACCGCUACACCUUUCCUUGCCCUUACUGUCCCGAGAAGAACUUCGAUCAGGAAGGACUUGUGGAGCACUGCAAGUCCUCCCAUAGCACGGACACCAAGUCUGUGGUUUGUCCCAUCUGUGCCUCGAUGCCCUGGGGAGACCCCAACUACCGCAGUGCCAACUUCAUCGAGCACAUCCAGCGGCGGCACCAGUUUUCUUACGACACUUUUGUGGAUUACGACGUGGAUGAAGAGGACAUGAUAAACCAGGUGCUGCAGCGCUCCAUCAUCGACCAGUGAGCAGAGCCUCUGCCGGCCGUCCCGCGUUCCAGAGCUUCCGUUCCGUGUUACGUGUGAAACGAUAAAUGUCCAGCAGACCUGGAGGUGGGCCCUGGCGUUAGGACGGGGCCGCUUCUAACAGGGAAGCAGGGCUCCAGUUCACAGUCCUCCUUUCCUUGGGGCUCCCCCCUGCUGUCAGCCCCAUUUGCCGCGUGUCUGUCACUGCUCCUCACCUACUUCCGGUGCCCCGGCUCCCGGAAGAGAGCCCCGCCCACUUCCCCACCUGUCCCGUCUCACGCCCGUUCCUCUCACCCAGCGCUCACCUCUCAGGUCCUCCGAGCCAGCCGGACCUUUCGUGGGUCAUGAAUAGCACAAAUGAGACGAGCGUCUCGCCCCCUGGGCCCCGAGGGGUGUGGGCUCUGGCCGCAGCGCCUCCAGCCAGUGGCGGCCCCUCUGCGCCGAGGGAGUUCCCGCUGGCCGCAGCUGCCGGGAGCUGGGGUUCCCUCCCAGCCCUCCUUUCCACAGUCCCGCUGGGGGGAUGCCCUGGGUCCGCGUGGUCUGACGCCGGAAGUUUUGAUUGGCGACACUUCCCUGCCACUCCUGCGCACCCUCAGGGUGGACUGGUUCGGUCUGCAAUGCCUGCAUUGUGCCUUUUCAGGGUGCGGCGCGACCGCGUGUUCUCCGUAGAAGUAAGCGUGUCUAGGUUAGAAACUUAGGUUCAACUCCAUGUCUCCACACGAGGGGAAGAGGGUCAGCCAAGAGAGACAGAAAGACCGUAGCUUUUUCCUCACGAUUUUCAAACUAAUGAAGUAUUUUCAAAUGACUGGGUCGAGUUUACCUUUCUGCUUGGGAGCCUGCUCACAUCCGCGCCCUCGGGGCGCAGAACGGAGUCUUCACACGAGUGAGGGGGAGUGAGGGGGAGGGGGUUCGGGGGCCAGGAGGGCGCCCGCUCUCCUGUCCCGGGUUGGUCACCUUAGGUCACACCGAGCACGGCUUUUCUCGCAGAGGGACCCCUGUAGGGCCCCCACGGGACACGGCCAGAGGCACGGCCUCCCCUGCGGGCAGUUGUUAGUGGGAACCGUCUCCUGGAAACGCCCUUUGGCAGCGGCUCGAGAAGCUGGAAGUCCAUCCUGUGCUGCAAUAGGAGUGACCGCCGGGCCGGGCUGGCCGGCAGGUCCACAGGAGCAGAGCCUCUCCGGUCGCCCAGGGGCCUCUGGGCUUAGGUUUGCUUCUGCGCAUCCGACCUCUCUAGUCUGGUAGGGGAGUUUCCUCUGGCCAGCGCUUUGGGCCUGCGCAUGCGAACUGCGGGUGCCCAGUGACCGGCAGAGAGGGGGCCUUGGGGACAAAGUAAUUUUUCCUGAUUGCUCUUUCUUGGGAGGGCCCAGAUGCAAAGGUUGGCUCCCUCACCGUCGUUUUUGAGGCGUUCGUUCACUCCGACCUCCCUGAACUGGGGUCAUUGUGGUGUAAGCUCAGAGGGGAUUGAGCAGAACCUUCAUUUGCGGGAACUGAAAGCGUGUGUCUGUCUCACUGGUGGUGCCAGGAAACUGAGUUCCCUGUAUUAAGUGCACUUCAUGUAUUUCUAAUAAGAUGACUUUCCAGAAAGUGAAAUUUGUUAUGUUCUGGCUUUUAAAAGGUGAAAUAUAAAUAAAUUUCAUAAUUUAUCCAACUGG